CGCCAGAGUGCCUGACAGACGGACUUCAAGAUGGCGCCUUACAUGGCUGGACUUACGCUGUUACGUUGUUGUUAUUGUUUUUGGUUGUUUUUACCGUUUAAAAGCGCUACUCAACUUCUCAAUGAACCAUGUUACAAGCCCAUCAAUGACAGCAGGCCAGACUUUGUCCGAACGCGCCCUCGACCCCACGAGUACAUGAAGGCAUCGGACCUUCCUCGCUCAUGGGACUGGAGGAACGUGGAUGGGCAGAAUUACGUGAGCGUCACCAGGAACCAGCACAUCCCGCAGUACUGCGGCUCCUGUUGGGCCAUGGGAGCCACCAGCGCACUUGCUGACCGCAUCAACAUUAAGCGUGGGGGCGCGUGGCCGUUGGCGUAUCUGUCGGUCCAGAACGUCAUCGACUGCGGGCGAGCGGGAUCGUGUUACGGUGGCGAUGACCUGGGCGUGUACGCCUACGCUCACGAGAGUGGCAUCCCGGAUGAGACCUGCAACAACUACCAAGCCAAAAACCAAAAGUGUGAGCUUUUCAACCAGUGCGGCUCGUGCGCCUCCAUGGCGUCAUGCGAUGUGGUCAGGAACUACACCACGUGGAAAGUGGAUGAUUAUGGGAGAGUCUCAGGCAGAGACCAUAUGAAAGCGGAGAUUUACACGAACGGGCCCAUCAGUUGUUCUCUGAUGGCCACCAAGGGCCUUGAUGGCUACACGGGGGGCAUCUUUUCAGAGUUUCACCCCCUUUCACUGCCCAAUCACAUCGUGUCUGUAGCUGGCUGGGGCAUCACGGAUGACAGCACAGAGUUUUGGAUCGUCAGGAACUCCUGGGGAGAGUUUUGGGGAGAACACGGCUGGGCCCGAAUAGUCACCAGUGCCUUUAAAGGUGGCAAAGGCAACUGGUUCAACUUGGGGAUCGAGAAACGAUGUGCAUAUGGAGAUCCUAUUGUAAAGUCAUAGAUUAUUAUUAUUUGUAUUAAUGUACACUUGUCAUGAAUACAUUUCUAUGUUGUUGAGGAAAUGAUCAAAUUUAUCAUGACAACUUUUGCUGUAGCUGUGUGAUCAUGAUAUACAAUAAAAGGUGGUUGCUCCACAA
Molecule: messenger RNA, 1084 nt
Organism: Hippocampus comes (tiger tail seahorse)
Lineage: Eukaryota; Metazoa; Chordata; Actinopteri; Syngnathiformes; Syngnathidae
Product: cathepsin Z
Exons: 7
Coding region: 31-948 (305 amino acids)
Biological process (GO): proteolysis
Molecular function (GO): cysteine-type peptidase activity
Source: RefSeq, a predicted model, not a curated record